Messenger RNA from Echinops telfairi (small Madagascar hedgehog), 3759 nucleotides. RefSeq names its product protein tyrosine phosphatase receptor type O (gene PTPRO). Gene Ontology annotation, cellular component: plasma membrane; GABA-ergic synapse; glutamatergic synapse. The record is from RefSeq and is a predicted model, not a curated record. The coding region runs from base 1 to 3741 and encodes 1246 amino acids. Lineage: Eukaryota; Metazoa; Chordata; Mammalia; Afrosoricida; Tenrecidae. The transcript is spliced from 26 exons. Gene Ontology annotation, molecular function: protein tyrosine phosphatase activity; cadherin binding; Wnt-protein binding. Gene Ontology annotation, biological process: negative regulation of canonical Wnt signaling pathway; podocyte differentiation; peptidyl-tyrosine dephosphorylation involved in inactivation of protein kinase activity.
AUGCACCAUACUCCAAAAGCAUGGACUCUCAUUCUUCAGUGUCCACUUUUCACGUCCGUAAGAGGGGAUUGCAGUCCCCCUGUAUUCUCUGCAAAACCCGUUCAUAUUCCAAAGCUACCAAACUGGUUUCUGAAUCGAAAACCUACGUACCAGGAUGCUAUAACUUUCCAUGUAUCCGUCCAAGAUGACAAUAAUAUCAUUGUCUCUUUGGAAGCUUCAGAUGUCAUGAGUCCAUCGUCUGUUUAUGUUGUGAAGAUAACUGGCGAAUCCAAAAAUUACUUCUUUGAGUUUGAGGAAUUCAACAGCACUCUGCCACCUCCUGUUGUUUUUAAGGCCAAUUAUCAUGGACUUUAUUAUAUAAUCACGCUCGUUGUGGUAAAUGGAAAUGUGGUGACCAAGCCAUCCAGAUCAAUCACUGUUUUAACAAAACCUCUACCUGUAACCAGUGUUUCAAUAUAUGAUUACAAACCUUCUCCUGAAACAGGAGUGCUGUUCGAGAUUCAUUAUCCAGAAAAAUAUAACGUUUUCACGAGAGUAAAUAUAAGCUACUGGGAAGGUAAAGACUUCCGGACAAUGCUAUACAAAGACUUCUUUAAGGGAAAAACAGUGUUCAACCACUGGCUCCCAGGAAUAUGUUAUAGCAAUAUCACCUUCCAGCUGGUGUCCGAAGCCAUGUUCAAUAAAAGUACUCUUGUGGAGUACAGUGGUGUCAGUCAUGACCCCAAGCAGCAUAGAACUGCCCCUUAUCCCCCCCGAAAUAUUUCAGUUCGCAUUGUGAACUUGAACAAAAACAGCUGGGAGGAAGAGAGUGGCAGUUUCCCGGAGGAAUCAUUCAUGAGAUCAUCAGAUCAAUCCCUGGGAAAAGACAAACUCUUCGAUUUCCCGGUCGAAACUCCUGAAAUCCCCUCUGGCAACAUUUCUUUGGGUUGGCCGGAUUUUAACCUCAGUGACUACGAAACGACAUCUCAGCCGUAUUGGUGGGACAGGGCACCUGCAACUCCUGAAAAGGAAGACGGAUUUGUCAGUGUACUUCCCAUGGAAUAUGACAACAACAACAAUAAUAACACACUCGGGGAGAGUGAAAAAUCCUUAUCAGGCUCCUUUGCGUUUUUCCCUGUCCAAAUGAUAUUGAGCUGGUUACCACCGAAGCCACCCACUGCCUUUGAUGGGUUCCACAUUUACAUAGAAAGAGAAGAAAACUUUACUGAAUAUGUGACAGUGGGCGAAGAAGCACACGAAUUUGUUGCUGAACUGAAAGAGCCUGGGAAAUAUAAAUUAUCAGUGACAACGUUCAGCUCCUCAGGAUCUUGUGAAACUCGAACAAGUCAGUCAGCAAAGUCAGUGAGCUUUUACAUCAGUCCUUCAGGAGAGUGGAUUGAAGAAUUGACCGAGAAGCCCCAGCGUGUGAGUGUGCACAUCCUAAGCUCAACCACGGCCUUGAUAUCCUGGACGUCUUCCCACGAGAACUACAACAGCACCAUCGUGUCCGUGGUGUCGCUGACCUGCCAGAAACAAAAGGAGAGCCAGAGGCUUGAAAGACAGUACUGCACUCAGGUGAACUCCAGCAAACCUAUCAUUGAAAACCUGGUUCCUGGUGCCCAGUAUCAGGUUGUGUUGUACCUAAGAAAAGGCCCGUUGAUUGGACCACCUUCAGACCCUGUGACAUUUGCCAUUGUUCCCACUGGAAUAAAGGAUUUAAUGCUCUAUCCCUUGGACCCUACAGCCGUGGUGCUGAGCUGGACUAGACCGUACUUAGGAGUGUUCAGAAAAUAUCUGGUUGAAAUGUUUUAUUUCAACCCCACCACAAUGACUUCGGAGUGGACAACGUACUAUGAAAUAGCAGCGAGCGUCUCCUUAACUGCAUCAGUGAGAAUAGCUCAUCUGUUGCCAGCAUGGUAUUACAACUUCCGUGUUACCAUGGUGACAUGGGGAGACCCAGAGCUGAGCUGCUGUGACAGCUCCACUGUGAGCUUCAUAACAGCCCCCGUGGCCCCAGAAAUCACUUCCGUGGAAUAUUUUAACAGUCUCUUAUAUAUCAGUUGGACAUAUGGUGAUGACACCACUGACCUCUCCCAUUCUAGGAUGCUACACUGGAUGGUUGUUGCAGAAGGAAGGAAAAAAAUUAAAAAGAGUGUAACACGAAAUGUCAUGACUGCAAUUCUCAGCCUGCCUGCAGGAGACAUCUACAACCUCUCAGUAACCGCUUGUACUGAGAGAGGAAGUAAUAUGUCCAUGUUCCACCUUGUCACACUCGAACCAGCUCCUCCAAAAUCACUUUUUGCCGUGAAUCAAACCCAGACUUCCGUGACUUUGCUGUGGGUGGAAGAGGGCAUAGCUGACUUCUUCCAAGUCUUCUGUCAACAAAUUGGCUCCAACCAGGAAACCAAACUCCAGGAACCACUUUCUGUUUCUUCUCAUGUUGUGACCGUCGCUGGCCUCCUUCCUGCCACCGCCUACAACUGCAGCGUCACCAGCUUUAGUCAUGACAGUCCCAGCACCCCGACAUUCAUAGCCGUGUCGACACUGGUUACAGAGAUGAAUCCCAAUGUGGUAGUAAUCUCAGUGCUGGCCAUCCUUAGCACACUUUUGAUUGGACUGCUGCUUGUGACCCUGGUCAUUCUAAGGAAAAAGCAUCUACAGAUGGCUAGGGAAUGUGGAGCCGGGACAUUUGUCAACUUUGCAUCCUUAGAGCGGGAUGGAAAGCUGCCAUACAACUGGCGUAGGAGUAUAUUUGCUUUCUUAACCCUGCUACCCUCCUGUCUUUGGACUGAUUAUCUUUUGGCAUUUUAUAUUAAUCCUUGGAGUAAAAAUGGCUUAAAGAAGAGGAAACUGACCAACCCGGUUCAGCUGGAUGACUUUGAUGCCUACAUCAAGGAUAUGGCCAAAGACUCGGACUAUAAAUUUUCUCUUCAAUUCGAGGAGUUGAAAUUGAUUGGCCUGGAUAUUCCACACUUUGCUGCAGAUCUUCCACUGAAUCGCUGUAAAAACCGUUACACAAACAUCUUACCGUAUGACUUUAGCCGGGUGAGAUUAGUUUCCAUGAAUGAAGAAGAAGGUGCUGAUUACAUCAAUGCCAAUUAUAUACCCGGAUACAACUCACCCCAGGAGUAUAUCGCCACCCAGGGGCCGCUGCCAGAAACCAGAAAUGACUUUUGGAAGAUGGUCCUGCAGCAGAAGUCUCAGAUGAUUGUCAUGCUCACUCAAUGCAACGAGAAAAGGAGAGUGAAAUGUGACCAUUAUUGGCCUUUCACGGAAGAACCCAUCCCUUAUGGAGACAUCACCGUGGAGAUGGUCUCAGAGGAGGAACAGGACGACUGGGCCUGUAGGCAUUUCCGGAUCAGCUAUGCUGAUGAGAUGCAGGAUGUGAUGCAUUUUAACUACACUGUGUGGCCCGACCACGGCGUGCCCACGGCGAAUGCUGCAGAAAGCAUCCUACAGUUUGUGCACAUGGUCCGGCAGCAAGCUACCAAGAGCAAAGGGCCCCUGAUCGUACACUGCAGCGCCGGCGUGGGACGCACGGGGACAUUCAUCGCCCUGGACAGGCUCCUGCAGCACAUUCGGGACCAUGAGUUUGUGGACAUCUUAGGGCUGGUGUCGGACAUGAGGUCAUACCGCAUGUCUAUGGUACAGACAGAGGAGCAGUACAUCUUUAUCCACCAGUGUGUCCAGCUGCUGUGGAUGAAGAAGAAGCAGCAGUUCUGCAUCAGCGAUGUCAUCUAUGAGAAUGUCAGCAAGUCCUAGCUCAGAACGGGGAGGGGU